CCAUGGCGGCGGGCACAGGCUACGUGCGUCUGUGGGGCGCGGCGCGGUGCUGGGCACUGAGGCGGCCGCUGCUGGCCGCUGCCGGGGGGCGGGCCCGUACUGCGGCCGGAGCAUGGCUGCCCGGAGGCCGGCGGGCCUGGGACGCCUCUGCUCCUUGGGCGCUGUGGGGUCGGGGGCCGGCCGCCGUGGGCCAGUGGCGGGGGCUCUGGGAGGCGAACAGCCGCGGCGGCGGCGGCGCCUUCUCGGGCGGCGAGGAUGCCUCCGAGGGCGGCUCGGAGGACGGGGCCGGGGGCUCGGGCGGCAGCGUGGGCGGCGGGGAAGGCCCGGUCAUCACGGCGCUCACGCCCAUGACGGUCCCGGACGUGUUCCCGCACCUGCCGCUCGUCGCCAUCACCCGCAACCCGGUGUUUCCGCGGUUCAUCAAGAUCAUCGAGGUGAAAAACCAGAAAUUGGUGGAGCUGCUGCGGAGGAAGGUGCGCCUGGCGCAGCCCUACGUCGGCGUCUUCCUGAAGAGAGACGACAACAAUGAGUCGGACGUGGUUGAGAGCCUGGACGACAUCUACCACACGGGGACGUUCGCCCAGAUCCACGAGAUGCAGGACCUCGGGGACAAGCUGCGCAUGAUCGUCACGGGGCACAGGAGGGUCCACAUCAGCCGGCAGCUGGAGGUGGAGCCGGAGGAGGCGGAGCCGGAGAACAAGCAGAAGGCACGCCGGAAGCCGAAGCGGGGCAAGAAGGAGGCCGAGGAGGAGCCGGGCGGCCGGCCGCAGGCGGGGCUGGCGGUGGAGCCGGCGGCAGGGCCGGGCGAGGUGCUCAUGGUGGAGGUGGAGAACGUGCUGCACGAGGACUUCCAGGUCACGGAGGAGGUGAAGGCCCUGACCGCUGAAAUCGUGAAGACCAUCCGGGACAUCAUCGCCUUGAACCCGCUCUACAGAGAGUCGGUGCUGCAGAUGAUGCAGGCGGGCCAGAGGGUGGUGGACAACCCCAUCUACCUGAGCGACAUGGGCGCCGCGCUCACGGGCGCCGAGUCCCAUGAGCUGCAGGACGUGCUGGAGGAGACCAACAUCCCCAAGCGGCUGUACAAGGCCCUGUCGCUCCUGAAGAAGGAGUUCGAGCUCAGCAAGCUGCAGCAGCGCCUGGGGCGCGAGGUGGAGGAGAAGAUCAAGCAGACGCACCGCAGGUACCUGCUGCAGGAGCAGCUGAAGAUCAUCAAGAAGGAGCUGGGCCUGGAGAAGGAGGACAAGGACGCCAUCGAGGAGCGCUUCCGCGAGCGCCUGGCGCGCCUGGCCGUGCCCAAGCACGUGAUGGACGUGGUGGACGAGGAGCUGAGCAAGCUGGGCCUGCUGGACAACCACUCCUCGGAGUUCAACGUCACGCGCAACUACCUGGACUGGCUCACGUCCAUCCCGUGGGGCAAGCAGAGCGACGAGAACCUGGACCUGGCGCGGGCGCGGGCCGUGCUGGAGGAGGACCACUACGGCAUGGACGACGUCAAGAAGCGCAUCCUGGAGUUCAUCGCGGUGAGCCAGCUCCGCGGCUCCACCCAGGGCAAGAUCCUCUGCUUUCACGGCCCGCCCGGCGUGGGCAAGACCAGCAUCGCCCGCUCCAUCGCCCGCGCCCUCAACCGCGAGUACUUCCGCUUCAGCGUGGGGGGCAUGACGGACGUGGCCGAGAUCAAGGGGCACAGGCGGACCUACGUGGGGGCCAUGCCCGGCAAGAUCAUCCAGUGCCUGAAGAAGACCAAGACGGAGAACCCGCUGAUCCUCAUCGACGAGGUGGACAAGAUUGGCCGGGGCUACCAGGGGGACCCGUCAUCGGCGCUGCUGGAGCUGCUGGACCCGGAGCAGAACGCCAACUUCCUGGACCACUACCUGGACGUGCCCGUGGACCUGUCCAAGGUGCUGUUCAUCUGCACGGCCAACAUCACGGAGACCAUCCCCGAGCCGCUGCGGGACCGCAUGGAGAUGAUCAACGUGUCAGGCUACGUGGCACAGGAGAAGCUGGCCAUCGCCGAGCGGUACCUGGUGCCGCAGGCCCGCGCCCUCUGUGGCCUGGACGAGAGCAAGGCCAAGCUGUCCUCGGACGUGCUGACGCUGCUCAUCAGGCAGUACUGCCGUGAGAGCGGCGUCCGCAACCUGCAGAAGCAGGUGGAGAAGGUGCUGCGCAAGUCAGCCUACAAGAUCGUGAGUGGCGAGGCCGACUUCGUGGAGGUGACGCCCGAGAACCUGCAGGACUUCGUGGGGAAGCCCGUGUUCACGGUGGACCGCAUGUACGACGUGACGCCGCCCGGCGUGGUCAUGGGCCUGGCCUGGACGGCCAUGGGGGGCUCCACGCUGUUUGUGGAGACGUCACUGAGACGGCCGCCCGAGCCGGAGGGCAAGGGGGACAAGGACGGCAGCCUGGAGGUGACGGGGCAGCUGGGGGAGGUGAUGCGGGAGAGCGCCAGCAUCGCCUACACCUUCGCCAGGGCCUUCCUGAUGCAGCGCGACCCGGCCAACCGCUGCCUGGUGACCUCGCACAUCCACCUGCACGUGCCCGAGGGCGCCACCCCCAAGGACGGCCCGAGCGCCGGCUGCACCAUCGUCACGGCGCUGCUGUCGCUGGCCAUGCAGAGGCCCGUGCGGCAGAACCUGGCCAUGACCGGGGAGGUCUCCCUCACCGGCAAGAUCCUGCCGGUGGGCGGCAUCAAGGAGAAGACGAUCGCGGCCAAGCGGGCCGGCGUGACGUGCGUGGUGCUGCCGGCCGAGAACAGGAAGGACUUCCACGACCUGGCGCCCUUCAUCACCGAGGGCCUGGAGGUGCACUUCGCCGAGCACUACCGCGACAUCUUCGCCAUCGCCUUCCCUGAGCCGCGGUGACGGCGGCCGCCCGGUGUGGGCUGGGAGCGGACCCUGACCCUGGCCGGGCCGGCGAGCCACCGGGCUCGGCUUACGACGAAUCAGUGUGGCCUGUGGCCGUGAGCUAUUUAAUCACACUAAAUAAAGAGCGUUUCCAGUA
Lepus europaeus (European hare) is the source of this 2997-nucleotide messenger RNA. It is a transcript of the gene LONP1, whose product is annotated as lon peptidase 1, mitochondrial. The transcript is spliced from 18 exons. Gene Ontology annotation, molecular function: single-stranded DNA binding; ATP-dependent peptidase activity; ATP binding. Gene Ontology annotation, biological process: chaperone-mediated protein complex assembly; protein quality control for misfolded or incompletely synthesized proteins; protein catabolic process. Gene Ontology annotation, cellular component: mitochondrial matrix. Lineage: Eukaryota; Metazoa; Chordata; Mammalia; Lagomorpha; Leporidae. Bases 3 to 2858 code for a protein of 951 amino acids. The record is from RefSeq and is a predicted model, not a curated record.